UGGAUGUUUUGCCAUUUAUGUUCGGAUUUCAUUGCCCAGGCUGACUGAUUGACGCAUGCAUGCAAAUUAAACUAUCUUCUCCAGCUGAAGCCUGGCUCUGAGUCUCCUGAUUCCUUGAUCAUCUAAUGCUCUGGUCAGAUCCAGAAGAUCUUAUUUUUAUUUACAACAAUCCUGGCGCCCAACGUGGGGCAGCGAUGGUCUCCGUCUGACGUCUGCGACGUGACGACUGAUCCAGGUGACAGCAAUAUCAUCUGCCUGAGUUCUGACUCUAGUCCCUGGAGGUCCUGUGCAUGACAGCACGGGAACAACCAAGUGAGGCAUUCCGGAGGUUGGAGAAGCUGAUACGAGAUAACCACGAGUCUGCUACAGGAUACAUCGGGUUCCCGCUUUCUCCCAGCUGGCCACACAGCACGCCUCAGCGUCCUUCGACAUCUAUUCGUGCCGUGCUGAGACAAGAUCCAGCUAUCCUCGCUGUCAUCGCCACCACAUCUCAAGAAGCUAAUUUUGUCGAUUACACACAUAGACCUUCUCAAAAUUGUGAUUAUAAAAUAGUUACAAUCACUGGGUUCACAUUAUACAAUCACAUUUAUGCUGCCACUGGAGCGCGAGGUUAUUUUAUUAAGAAUUUCAGAAGAUUACCCUCUCCUAUAGUCUGGGGGAGACAUGUAAAGGCCAUUACUUGUUCAGCAUAUGCCAUAACUAUUUAAGCAUGUCCUGUAUUACAUUGUCAAAACGUAAAAACAUAUCAGUUGCAUUCUAAAAUCAAGGUCAGAGUGUUUUUUAAUAAGUAUCAACAAAAUCUAACAUACAUCAGUUAUCCGUGGUAUGCUAAUAGUUUUGAUUCCAAUGCAGGGAGUGUAGCUGUUGGUAAUGUUAAUACGUGGUGGGAAAUUCUCAAAUUGUACAAUGGGGAAACUAACAUUUGGGACACUUUCACUCAGAUUCGCUCUUCUGAUGAUAUUAAACUGUCGGGUAGAUGUGUCAGGUGCUGAUUUAGAUAAGAGAAACAUUUUCCAUGCUUUGUUUACAUUAACUCAGAACACACUGUACCCAGGCUGUGAAGUGUGCAUUCCUCAUCCAGUAAGUGUCUCUGCUGGCAUUGCGUGGUCAGGACAUGCCAUUUCAGUCUGUGACACUUGUGCUUUAUUGCAUAUUAAUGUAUCAGAAUUCAACAUAACUACUUGUCAUAAUGUAACUCAAGCAGUCGCCACUAAGUGUUGCUCUCCAGGGGUGGACGUCUGUAAUCAGACUUAUCUUCCCUCUCAUAGUAUAACUGACGUCAUUACCUUGACUAAAUUUCCAUGGUGUGUUGAAAAUCAUGUAAAGGACUCUCCCUUUAUGGGUGAAAUCUCUGGGCCAUUGUGCACUUUUAUCGUCGAACUCAGUAAAUUUCAGGUAAAAGAUAUUUCACACAUUUCUCAGGUUCAACCUAAAGUUAUAGCUCAUUCUAUACUUGAUUGUGUUUCUAAACCUGGUCCAUGGGUUAAUUGGCUCUCAAUUAAUAAAUUCUGUCGCGUUCCAGCUCCUUCUGGUACCUACUGGUUGUGCGGAAGUACCGCAUAUAGCGAAUUACCUGCGAGAUUCAAUGGCCGAUGUUCUUUAAUUUAUCUUCUUCCUGCCAUGAGACCUCGACACUCGAAUCCUAAGAACCAAGUUACGAGUAAGCCUAAUUCUACUCCGCAGCAUGUAAUUUUAAUACACCGGCUUCCUACAGAUCGCUCAGAAAUUAAUUUAGAUGUUCCUAGUUCUUGUGGACCAGUAAAUUGCAAGGAAGUCGAAUGCAUUUGGUAUAAGAACGGGAAAGUGCACACUGCCAUAGAGAGGGGAGUUCAAAAGGUACCCCCAAACGCUUACCUUCAUGACAAUGGUACCUUAACACUCUUACCAACGAAACAGGGAUAUCAAUCCUUUGCCGACUCAAUCAACCAAUCUGAAAUUCCUAUCUCUGUGACAGAUAAGCUGCUGUCGGAUAUUGCUUUCUAUUCUGAAGUUGAUGCUAUUUUUACAUUUAGUAGUAAUGAACAAAAGUGCCCAGUGAGUUAUCAACUUCACACACGCUCCUAUAAGGAAAACAGUCCAAUCAAGGAGAUAUCAUUUGCAGCUAAUGACCCUCGUCCAUGUGUUGAAUAUUUUACAUGCAGUCAGACUUUCUGGAGUAGAUCACUCGGUGCUCUUAUUCCUAAUUAUGGUAUUAUGGUUAGUUUGGAUCAGAUCCGUAUCCUAUCUCAUGAAAUUGAGAAAUUGGCUAAUGACACUGCCCAAGCCCUAGGUGUGAUAUCUACCACACUACAAUCACAUCGCAUGAUGAUUUUGCAAAAUCGAGUUGCUUUAGAUUACAUCUUAGCACAACAGGGGGGUACCUGUGCAGUUGUAGGCCCUGAAUGUUGUACGGAUGUUUUUGACCCUACCUUAAACCUAACUCACUACAUUAAAAACUUAGAGGAGUUACGUGACCGUGUUAUACAUAUUGAUCAAGUCAACAGUGAUGGUCUAGGGGCCUGGCUAGGUUCCUGGUGGAUAUAUGGCCGUGAAAUCCUAUUAGCUUUCAUGGUUUUCCUUUUUAUUCUUUUGUUGGCUUAUGUGGCUAUUCGUUGCUGUUGUUUGUGUGUCUCUAAAAGCGUUAAACACACUCAAAUAGCAGAAACUACAAUAAUAUUGACUCCUAGGCCUAAUGCCUACAUUUGACGUGACGUUUUCCUUAUAUUAUGCUCGGUACGCGGGUUAGAAGUCUAAGUCCUAUUCCGUUGUGGAAUAUGUAAACGAGUAAUCGCCUGGCCAGUGGUUACGGAUUGUAAGACAUGUUUCAAAAGAUUAAGCUUGCUGUUAUGAAUGCUUUUAGGGCAUUCACAGGGGGGAAUUGAAGGAUUUAUUUCUAAUUUUCCUUAAUAUUUUGUAUGAAUAUGGCACUAAUCAUUAAUAAUGGACUUAUGUCAGCGUGAUCUUUAUAAGUUCCUUGUUUACUUAAUACAUGUCCUUGUUUACUUAAUAAGUGUCCUUGUUUACUUAGUU
Molecule: messenger RNA, 3009 nt
Organism: Clarias gariepinus (North African catfish)
Lineage: Eukaryota; Metazoa; Chordata; Actinopteri; Siluriformes; Clariidae
Exons: 2
Coding region: 871-2685 (604 amino acids)
Source: RefSeq, a predicted model, not a curated record